AUGGAUGAGAACCCUUUCAACGCUGGCUCUCCGGGCGCAGAGGAGGUCGAUCUUUACGAACUACUCGAGAUCGAGAAAUCUGCGACACCAGAGCAGAUCAAGAAGGCCUACCGAAAGGCUGCCCUAAAGUACCAUCCAGACAAGGUCGCCGAAGAGCAUCGAGAAGAGUCCGAAGUCAAGUUCAAGGAAGUCACACAAGCAUACGAAAUUCUUAGCGAUGAGCAGAAGCGUGAGCUCUACGAUGUUCACGGCAUGGCCGCCUUCGACAAGUCCCGCGGCGGUCCCGAGGUCGACCUCAACGAUAUCCUUUCCCAGAUGUUCGGCUUCGGCAUGGGUCCUGGCGGCCCUGGCGGUCCAGGUGGCCCAGGUGGCCCAGGUGGCCCUCGCCGACCUAGACGCGGCCCUGAUGAGGAGCAAGAAUACAAGGUCACGCUCGAGGAGCUCUACCGUGGCAAGACUGUCAAGUUUGCCGCCAACAAGCAGGUUCUUUGCGGCCAGUGUAAGGGCUCUGGUGGCAAGGAGAAGGCCAAGUCUGCGUCCUGCGAGCGCUGCAAGGGUAACGGUAUCGUCGAGGCCUUCCGCCAGAUUGGUCCUGGCAUGAUGCGACGUGAGACUGUUAUUUGCGAUCACUGCUCAGGUGCCGGCCAAGUCUAUAAGGAGAAGGAUCGAUGCAAGAAGUGCAAGGGCAAGCGAACAACGCAGGAGAAGAAGGUUCUUGAGAUUUACAUCCCCCGAGGCUCCAUGCAGGGUGAGCGUAUCCUUCUCGAGGGCGAGGCCGACCAGUACCCGGAUCAAACGCCAGGCGACAUUGUCUUUACCCUGGUGGAGGAGCCCCAUGACUUUUUCACUCGCAUCGGACAUGAUUUGUCUGCUGAGCUGACUGUGUCGCUUGGGGAGGCUCUAUCGGGUUUCUCACGAACAGUGUUCAAGCAUCUUGACGGACGAGGCAUCCAUAUCGAGCGACCCCAGGGCAAGAUCCUGCGACCAGGUGAUUGCCUCAAGAUUGCUGGCGAGGGUAUGCCUAUGAAGCGAGGUGAGGCCAAGGGCGAUCUCUACCUGCUUGUCAAGGUUGAGUUCCCCGAGGACGGCUGGUUGAAGAGCGAGUCAGAGUAUGAGACUUUGCAGAAGAUGCUCCCUGCUGCUCCUGCGAACGUUGAGGUCGAGGAGGUUGAUGAGGUCGAGUACGAAGACGAUGCCGACAUUGAAAAGAUGGGCGAGAACUCAGGCGAUGGCCGUUUUGGCGGUGAAUGGGAGGAUGACGACGACGACAUGGGCGAUGGCCAGGCUCAGUGCCAGACGCAGUGA
Fusarium sp. VM40 is the source of this 1305-nucleotide messenger RNA. The record is from the annotation of a GenBank genome assembly. Lineage: Eukaryota; Fungi; Ascomycota; Sordariomycetes; Hypocreales; Nectriaceae.